Molecule: messenger RNA, 1171 nt
Organism: Myotis myotis
Lineage: Eukaryota; Metazoa; Chordata; Mammalia; Chiroptera; Vespertilionidae
Gene: PPIL3
Product: peptidylprolyl isomerase like 3
Exons: 7
Coding region: 403-888 (161 amino acids)
Biological process (GO): protein folding; protein peptidyl-prolyl isomerization
Cellular component (GO): catalytic step 2 spliceosome
Molecular function (GO): peptidyl-prolyl cis-trans isomerase activity
Source: RefSeq, a predicted model, not a curated record
GGGGCGUUCUCUCGGACGGGUCCGGUGCUCGGCUUCCGGUGGCCUCACGAAACGAAUUUGGAACCUUCAGACCUGGGGUGGGGGCACCUGCCAUUGCACCUUUUCUGUCUCGGCCGCAGCUGUGCUCCCCGAAGUGGUAAGGUAUGGGGUGUCGCGCUCAUUUUUCGCUGGUUUAUUCAGAUACUUGCAGGGCGUGUGUUCUCGUUCUCCGGCUGCUUCGCGUGAGCGUUCCGGGUGGAGAGGCUGCUGCUGAAACAGCAGAUCGAAUAAAUAAACAUAAGCAUGCGAGAAGAGAGAAAAAAAUGAACUUAAUUUUUUUUUUCUUUUGGGAAUGGAGAUUCGUUUUUGAACUUUUCUCGGUAAGACUGAGAAAUUAAGCAACAGUAACCAUCAAGAAGAAAAAUGUCGGUGACACUGCAUACAGAUGUAGGUGAUAUUAAAAUAGAAAUCUUCUGCGAGAGGACACCCAAAGCAUGUGAAAAUUUCUUGGCUCUUUGUGCCAGUAAUUACUACAAUGGCUGUAUAUUUCAUAGAAAUAUCAAGGGUUUCAUGGUUCAAACAGGAGACCCCUCAGGUACCGGAAGAGGAGGUAACAGUAUCUGGGGCAAGAAAUUUGAGGAUGAAUACAGUGAAUAUCUUAAGCACAACGUUAGAGGUGUUGUAUCUAUGGCUAAUAAUGGCCCAAAUACCAAUGGAUCUCAGUUUUUCAUCACCUAUGGCAAGCAGCCACAUUUGGACAUGAAAUACACAGUAUUUGGAAAGGUAAUAGAUGGUCUGGAGACUCUAGAUGAAUUGGAGAAGUUACCAGUAAAUGAGAAGACAUACCGACCUCUUAAUGAUGUACACAUUAAGGAUAUAACUAUUCAUGCCAACCCAUUUGCUCAAUAGUUAUAAUAGGCAUGGACAAAUACUUGGCAGACUAUUUGAGGAACACACCUAUUGCGGUUUACCCAGCUUGAAUUACGUCAGAGAUUGUAUCAUCCUGCUUGUUUACAACUAAGAUCUUCUGAGUCCGUGAUACCAAGGGGAACCAAAUAACUUAUACUCUUCUGAUUGAGCAUAUAUUCUUUACUAUAACUAUAUCCAAUGUAUUUAAGUUUAAUUUUUUUAAAAAAAUGUUUACCUUUUGUUACAUAAAAACAAUCAUUUUUAAAUGCUGAGUUUCAAAUCA